Molecule: messenger RNA, 2382 nt
Organism: Cornus florida
Lineage: Eukaryota; Viridiplantae; Streptophyta; Magnoliopsida; Cornales; Cornaceae
Exons: 2
Coding region: 301-1377 (358 amino acids)
Cellular component (GO): membrane
Source: RefSeq, a predicted model, not a curated record
AGAGAGUUCGACUUCGCGGCUUCGCCCCAGUUUCGGGUGAAUGAAGUGGGUAAGACCACCCAAUGCAUUAACCCAAAAUUGGGCUGAUAGAACAACCGUGGCCCAGGCAAAACAAACCAAUCACCCAUCAGAAGUUCCCAAAAUUUACCACACAGGCUGAGGAGGGAACCCUAGAGCGAGGAUCGUCCGGCGGCCGAGGAGGACGGCGAGAGGUGGCGUGGGUGAAUGGGUUCUUUCGUUGAUUCCGUGAAGAACUGAGUUUUGUGAGGAAAAUCAGAGAAAAUCCGAGAGCAAGCAAACAUGAAUACAAUCAGGUCACUAAAACCUCUCCUCGGAUCGACCGUAAUUGGUUUCAGAAACCUCUCAGCUUCAUCAUCUUCGUCGCUGAUCCAUCAUCAACGUCAAAUUUUCCACAACCCUCACUAUCAGAUGACGAUUCCACUGUUACAGUGCACAUCAACAUCCAUCCGCAGAUUCAGUGACAAUUCGUACAAGAAGAGGCGUCCAUGGAAUUUCGGCUUCUUGAUUGUACCCGAAAAGAAGGCUUACAUUGUUGAACGCUUCGGGAAGUACUUCAAAACCCUAGAGCCCGGAAUCCACUUUUUUCCUCCGAUAGCUUACCGGGUGGCUCACGUCCACUCGCUCAAAGAAGAAGCUAUCCAGAUCCUGGACCAGUCCGCUACAACGAAGGACAAUGUUCCCAUCUCCGUAGAUGGCGUGCUUUGUAUAAGAAUUAUAGAUCCAAUUCUGGCCUCCUAUGGCGGAGGCGGCGUUGAGGAUCCGAUUUAUGCUGUCGUCCAACUCGCGCAGGCCACAAUGCGGAGCGAGAUAGAGAAAAUCACUCUUGACAAAACUUUUGAAGAGCGAGAAAGACUAAACAAGGAGAUUCUCGAAGCCAUUAAUACCAGGCCUCUUCGUACAGUUUGGGGUUUGGAGUGUCUUCGCUAUGAAAUCAAAGAUAUAACUCCUCCUGCUGGUGUGAAGGAAGCUAUGGAUUUACAAGCUCAGGCAGAGCGAAGUAAAAGGGUCGAGAUUAUUAAUUCAGAGGCAGAUCAACAAAAAAACAUUAACAUUGCUGAAGGACACAGAAUAUCAACGAUUUUGGCGUUAGAGGCAGCUAAGAUAUCUAAGAUUAAUAGAGCGAAUGGAGAAGCUGAAGCGGAAAUCGCUAUAGCAGAAGCAAAGGCGAAAGGUAUCGAGGAGGUGUCAAGAGCAAUGAAAGAAGCAGCAAUUGUUGUAGAAGAAGCAAAGAAGAAAGGUAUUGAGGAGGUGUCAAAAGCAAUGAAAGAAGUUGGUGGUGCGAAGGAGGUGAAUUUGAUGGACGCAGAGAAGUUCAUGACCGAGUUACAUGAUAGUUUCAAGGGUAAAUUACUUUGACCUUUCUUGAAGUUUGGCUUAAUUACUAUCAGAUUAAAGUUGUAAAAAAAUACGAGUCAACCUCCCCUUGGUAUUGAGGAGGUAUCAAAAGCAAUGAAAGAUGCGGCAAUUGUUGUAGCAGAAGCAAAGAAGAAAGGUAUUGAGGAGGUGUCAAAAGCAAUGAAAGAAGUAGGUGGUGCAAAGGAGGUGAAUCUGAUGGACGCAGAGAAGUUCAUGACCAAGUUACAAGAUACUUUCAGGGUAAAUUACUCUGACCUCUCUUGAAGUUUGGCUUAAUUACUCUCAUAUUAAAGUUGUAAAAAAAUACAUGUCAACCUCCCCUUGGUGAUAGUUGACCGUCAAUCCCGUUAAAAGACCAUUCUUAAAUUCCUAAAAUGCCCUCAUGUACAGUCUCCUCUCUCCCUCCCUCACAUAUUCUCACUCCCCCUCAAUACUUACCUCUCACUAAUGCCCUUUCAAGCGUCUUCAAUCCAUUCAACUUAACAACUCACCACCUGGUUUCUACAUCAAACCAGAAUGCUGGAAUGACCUUAUUUUGUGGAGUUUCUACCAACUGGAGUUCUACAGGUUUUCUGGUCCACAAGCUACUGUUUUCUGUUGCACUUUAUUUCAUCUGGCUUGAGAGAAAUGCUAGGGCUUUCAGAAAUAGAUCUUCCUCUCCUCUCCACAUUGUUGAUCAGAUAAGGAAAUGUGUCAGAGGGCGAUUAGCUUCAAUCAUGCUGAGGUACCCGGCUGAUAAUUUGGAAGACCUACAACAUCUCUUCUUGGAGGGAUGCAAUUUUGCCCCUUGGUCAUGUUGACGCUGGUAUGCAUUCUUUAAUUGACUUUGCCUCUGCUGUGAAGGUCUGUUCUGUUAGGUUCAUUUUGCUGACAAGCCUCACCAUUGUUACAAAAAUGUUUUUUUUUAAAAAAAAAAAAAAAUCUAUUUGCGCAUGAACAUUUAUUGUAUUUCUAAUUGGUUAUAAAAAAAACUUGUUGAUUUGGAUUUGAAAACUAAAAAUACAA